This is a messenger RNA of Ectocarpus siliculosus, 2509 nucleotides long. Lineage: Eukaryota; Phaeophyceae; Ectocarpales; Ectocarpaceae. The record is from the annotation of a GenBank genome assembly.
AUGUCGGACGAGGAUGGCGUGCCGGAGGCGGAAGUUAUAACGGAGGCGGAAUGGGUCGACCUACAUCAAGUCGGCUAUGUGACGCAUGUAGAUGGUGGUGGCGGCGGUGGUGGUGGUGGUGGUGGUGGUGGUGGUGGUGGUGGUGGUGGUGGUGGUGGGAGUAGUUCUAGCGCCGGCGGAGCCGCGUCCUCCACCUCUACCUCCACUGCCAAGAGUGCGCUUGAAAGAACGUUCGGAGUGAGGUACUCGCCAGGGGAGGGGGAGGAGGAGGGAGGUGGAUGGUUCCCCAGGGUAUGUGAGGAGUGCACGAAGGCGGCUGCUGAGAGGGCGGAGUUGUCCAAGAUCGUGUUCGAGGGCAAACAAGUGAAAGUGGUCCGGCUCAAGGACGGCGAGGAAGCACCAACGGGGGACGGUUCGGCCGCCCAGUUCUCGUCGACGGGAAGGCUGAAAAGGAACACCCGGGGAAGGGGGGCGGCGCCGUUCGAGAUCACAUGCGGCUCGGACGAUACCGUCAGCCACUUCAAGCUCCAGGUGUUCGCAUCUAUCGAGGUGGCACCCGCGCGCCAGGUUCUCUACCUGAGAGGUACGGAGCUGACGGGGGGAAGCACGCUGCAGGCUGCCAACGUCAAGGCUGGGGACACGCUGCACCUCAAGGUCACGGAACCAUCCGGAGACGUGGACGAAGACGACGGCCAAAUUUUCUUGGAUGGGCUGACCAAGCCUCCGUCCGGACCAGAGACCGGUUUCCAGGGCACGGCCCUUAUGGGCGGCGGCGGCGGAGGCAGCAGCAGUAGCGGUACCAGGAGGCCGUCGCCUCCUGCGUUUUUGUCGGGCGUUGGCGGCGGGGGAGCUACCGUUGAUGUGGAGGCCGAGAUCGCGGCGGCGGAGGCUGCUAGUCUCGCGGUGGACGACUGGGAAGAGAGCGGGGAUCUUGAGGGGGCGUCGGAGGGGUUCAUGGCGUGCUCCAGGUGCACGCUGCGCAACAAGCUCACGGCCGAACGGUGUCGUACCUGCAACGAGCCUCUCUUCACUUGAAGGAACGGCGGUGCAAAACUUGCAACGGGCCUCAGUUCUCUGUUCACUUGAAAAAACAGAGGGGCUCAUCCAGUAUCUAGUCUAGAUGCAGAUUGUUGAUAUCCACCUACAUGUAGACGACGUACUCGUGGGUGGGUUUGAAGGCUGGGUGGGAUGGGAUGGGAUGAAUGCGUGUUGACCUGUCGAUCGAUCAUUGUCGUCUUGUUGUCUGUGUGAAUAUCAAAUGGUAUACCACGUUUCACUACAUUCUCGACGGUUGAGUGUAGACGAUUUGCUCGUUCCGUUCGAGCGUGCAGUGUAGGUAGGGUCGAUCCGAGCGUUGGUUGGUUUCCAAAAUGUGUCUGCGUUUGAACAUUUUGGUUGCUUUUUGCAGAUGAGAUGCGUGAAGCGAUUUAUCUCUGCUUCAGAGCGAGCGGCUUGUUAGUCAGCGCAGCGUUGAAUGAUUGGUUCUUCUCCAAGAGGCAGUUGGCUGUGCCGUGGUCGUGAUUCGACUGCUCGAGUUGGGCGGUAGCGGUAGCGGUAGAGUUGUGACGCCUAACUACCAUCAAGGGAGAUCGAAAGUCCACGUGAUUUAUCUGGGGUGUACUGGCAUGUGAGCGUUCAAUCCUACAGCAUCGUAUAGUAUCGCGGUACCACAUUAGUACGUAGAACGUCGCCGUAGCCAGCUGGUGUGGUGAGGCUUUCUUCGCUCGAAGCCACCAGGACGAAGACCUUCCAUGUUGCGUUCGCGCGUGUCCUGUUCCACUGAGAUGGUUUCGAAAGGUCACGAUGGGUGCGUCGUGUCUGUUUUCGAGUGCCUUCAGUGAACCCGUAGGCCGCUGCUGCUUGGUCGAUGCGUAUCCGUGUAGUCAGUCGCAUUCGGCCUGAAGGAAAACGUAGCAAUGUGCAAUGUUCAAUUGUUGCCUCCCUGUGAACAUAUCGACUCCGGCAUAACGGUGGAUGUGGUGUGCCUCUGCCCAUUUAUCCCAUUUCUCUCCUGUUGUCAUUUUGUUCAUCUGUGUGUGUUGGUGGGGAUUCAAGCCAAGAGUCUUGGGCUCUGUAAUUUAGCAAUUUGUUUUUUGUCAAUCGCGCACAUGUGAGUAAACUACGUUACCCGAUGAACGAGUGUUUUUUUGUUUUGUUUUUACUGCUGUUGAGUCAGCGGGGAAAUAGACCCCCCCCAUUUUGUGCUCGAGAAAGUUGUUUCGUUUGGUGGUUGUGUAUCCUGUUCACAUCAGGCGGGGUUGCGUGGAAGGCGUUUUUCCGUGUUGGCCGCGCUGGACUGGAGCCUCGCUGUAUUUCGCCGGUGUGAUGCCGCCCGCCUGCACUUUGGGACUGCACGUUAAGGUUGCUUGAUAGAACAAUUUCAAGUGCGUUUUUGUAAUAGUAUUAUAGUGGCACAAUGUACAAUAGAGGUGCCUGACUGACUGGUGUUGGAGCCUUCUCCACGGAGACUUGUCUGUUUUUCUGUGUUAAGAGAGAGCGAGCGAGCGAG